This is a messenger RNA of Pteronotus mesoamericanus, 2689 nucleotides long. RefSeq names its product ribonucleoprotein, PTB binding 1 (gene RAVER1). The transcript has 13 exons. Gene Ontology annotation, cellular component: ribonucleoprotein complex; nucleus. Gene Ontology annotation, molecular function: RNA binding. The record is from RefSeq and is a predicted model, not a curated record. The coding region runs from base 47 to 2272 and encodes 741 amino acids. NCBI's taxonomy places the organism in Eukaryota, Metazoa, Chordata, Mammalia, Chiroptera, Mormoopidae.
GCUCCGCCCCGGCUCACUGGUCCCAGAAGGCGCCGGGUUUCCCAAGAUGGCGGCCGACGUGUCCGUUACUCACCGGCCCCCACUGAGCCCGGAGGCUGAGGCCGAGGUCGAAGCUGACGAUGCCGCGGAGCGCCGGGCGCCCGAAGAAGAACUACCACCGCUAGAUCCAGAGGAGAUCAGGAAACGCUUGGAACACACAGAGCGUCAGUUCCGUAACCGCCGCAAGAUACUCAUCCGGGGCCUCCCGGGGGACGUGACCAACCAGGAAGUGCACGACCUGCUCAGCGACUAUGAGCUCAAGUACUGUUUUGUGGACAAAUACAAAGGGACAGCCUUUGUGACCCUGCUGAACGGGGAGCAGGCUGAGGCCGCCAUCAAAACGUUCCAUCAGAGCUGCCUGAGGGAGCGAGAGCUAUCAGUGCAGCUCCAGCCCACGGAUGCCUUGCUCUGCGUGGCCAACCUGCCCCCCAGCCUCACGCAGCAGCAGUUCGAGGAGCUGGUGCGGCCCUUCGGCAGCCUGGAGCGCUGCUUCCUGGUCUAUAGCGAGCACACUGGCCAUUCCAAGGGCUACGGCUUUGCCGAGUACAUGAAAAAGGACUCAGCUGCCCGUGCCAAGUCGGACCUGCUGGGCAAGCCUCUGGGCACGCGCACCCUCUACGUGCACUGGACAGAUGCGGGGCAGCUGACGCCUGCCCUGCUCCACUCCCGCUGCCUCUGUGUUGACCGCCUGCCCCCCGGCUUCAGCGAUGUGGAUGCCCUGCGCCGGGCUCUGUCAGCUGUCCACACGCCGACCUUCUGCCAGCUGGCAUACGGCCAGGACGGGCAGCUGAAGGGCUUUGCCGUGCUGGAGUACGAGACAGCUGAGAUGGCUGAAGAGGCACAGCAGCAGGCAGACGGCCUGGCCCUGGGGGGCAGCCACCUGCGCAUCUCCUUCUGUGCCCCCGGGCCCCCAGGCCGCAGCAUGCUGGCUGCGCUCAUCGCCGCCCAGGCCACAGCCCUCAAUCGGGGCAAAGGGCUUCUGCCUGAACCCAGCAUCCUGCAGCUGCUCAACAGCCUGGGCCCCUCUGCCUCCCUCCAGCUGCUGCUCAAUCCUUUGCUCCACGGCAACUCGGGAGGCAAGCAGGGUCUCCUGGGUGCACCCCCGGCUAUGCCACUGCUCAACGGACCUGCCCUGUCCACGGCGCUGCUGCAGCUGGCCCUGCAGACCCAGGGUCAGAAGAAGCCCGGAAUCCUGGGAGACUCUCCCCUGGGCACCCUCCAACCUGGGUCCCAGCCGGCCAACCCCCUCCUUGGGGAGCUGUCUGCAGGAGGGGGCCUGCCCCCGGAGCUGCCACCCCGGCGAGGGAAGCCACCACCCCUGCUGCCGCCACUGCUUGGCCCUUCUGGGGGUGAUCGGGAAACCAUGGGCCUGGGUCCCCCAGCAGCCCAGCUCACUCCAUCCCCUGCCUCUGUGGGACUGCUAGGCACUGGCCUCAGAGGCCUCCAGAAAGACAGUGGACCUCUGCCAACGCCCCCCGGGGUCUCACUGCUUGGGGAGCCCCCCAAGGACUUCCGGAUCCCCCUGAACCCCUACCUGAACCUACACAGCCUGCUCCCGGCCAGCAACCUGGCGGGUAAGGAGGCCCGGGGCUGGGGAGGCGCUGGGAGAAGCCGCCGCCCAGCUGAGGGCCCCCUGCCUAAUCCUCCAGCCCCCAGAGGUGGCGGCGGAGGCGGUGGCAGCAGCAAAGCCUUCCAGCUCAAGUCCCGCCUGCUCGGCCCCCUCACCAGCGCCCACCUGCCCCCUGAACCAGGGCUCCCUGACAGCUAUGGCUUCGACUACCCCUCAGAUGUGGGACCUAGGCGGCUCUUCUCCCACCCACGGGAGCCAGCCCUUGGCCCUCACAGACCCAGCCGACACAAAAUGUCCCCCCCACCCAGUGGCUUCAGCGAACGGAGUGGCGGGGGCAGUGGGGGAUCCCUCUCUCAUUUUUAUUCGGGCUCGCCCACUUCCUACUUCACCAGCGGCCUGCAGGCCGGCCUCAAGCAGAGCCACCUUAACAAGGCGGUCGGUUCCUCCCCACUGGGCUCCGGAGAAGGGCUCUUGGGCCUCAGCCCUGGGCCCAAUGGCCACAGCCACCUGCUGAAGACGCCACUGGGUGGCCAGAAACGCAGCUUUGCCCACCUGCUGCCCUCGCCAGAACCCAGCCCAGAAGGCAGCUACGUGGGACAGCAUUCCCAAGGCCUUGGCGGCCACUACGCAGAUUCAUACCUGAAGCGCAAGAGGAUUUUCUAAGGGGCCAGUGCCAGAGAUCCUCCGGGCCUGCACCAAAUCGCUUUUGGAUUUUCUGGUGUUUUGUGUUUUGUUUUUGUUUUCCUUUCAGUAAUAGAAAAAUCUCUGAAAGACUUUGCUGACCAACCAGCUGGAGCCCAAGGAGCAUGGGAGAAUCUGGAGGCCACUCUGCAUCUCUGGCCUGCUCCUGGCCUGGAAACCCUGCAGCCUUAAGAGAGAGUGCAGCCGGGCCCCUUUCUGCCCUCCCCUGUGUCUGCCUACAUCUGCCUCUCUGGGAGUCCUCUCCUGCCUUGUCGCUCCUGUAUCUCGGCCUUUCGAGUGCCUUGGAGGCUUCCCUAGCCUCCCGUGAGGAUCAGAGACUAUCCCCCUUUUUUAACUUUGACAAUUGACUUUUGUUUCCUUUUCUAAUUUUUAUUAUUU